AUGGUGGAUGUCGGGGAUAAUGCGGGUUUCACAUGUGUGAAUUGUCAUAAAUUUAAAUGUAGUGGACGUGGUUUAAUUUUACCAUGGGGAAUUGAAGCUUGUAUGCCCAUUAGACUUCGAGCAGCAUUAUAUUUUAUAUUUUUAUUAUAUCUAUUUCUCGGUAUAGCCAUUAUUGCUGAUAUAUUUAUGUCAUCAAUAGAAACAAUAACAUCUCGAAAGCGAAAAAUUCGGUAUCCCGAUCCAAAUGGUGAAGCAGAUAAAUAUUUACAUAUUGAAGUGAAAAUAUGGAAUGAUACAGUGGCAAAUUUAACAUUAAUGGCAUUAGGAUCGAGUUCACCAGAAAUAUUACUAUCAAUUAUUGAAAUUGUUGGAAAUCGAUUUGAAGCUGGUGAAUUGGGACCAGGUACAAUUGUUGGCAGUGCUGCAUAUAACUUAUUAAUGAUUUGUGCAUUAUGCGUCUCCGGUAUCCCUACUCCAGAUAUAAGACGAAUUAAAAUGUAUACCGUUUUCAUGAUAACAUCAUUUUUCGGCUUUUUCGCUUAUAUAUGGAUGUUUAUCGUACUAAGUGUGAUCUCAAAAGAUGUUGUCGAUUUAUGGGAAGCUGUUAUUACAUUUCUCAUGUUUCCGCUUGUCGUAUUAUUAGCAUUUUUGGCUGAAAAAAAUUUUUUUGUAUCAAAAAAAAUAGAUAUGGAAGAAGAAGAACAAAUUUUGAUAUUAAAAAAAGAUGAAGCUGGAAGUCCAAGAAGCUUUCGCAAAGAUGAAUUAUUACAAUUUUUAAGAGAUUUAGGCCAGACUACUAAUCUAUCAUUAGAAGAUAAAGCACAGUUAUUUGCAGCAAAACUAUCGGAAAGUAUGCACCGCAGUCGAAUGCAAUAUCGUAUACAAGGUGCAAGAAUGUUAACAGGUGGAAAAUCUUUGUUUGUAAAUCUUCCAGAUAAAUUACAAGAGGUAUGAUCACUUGAUA
Messenger RNA from Didymodactylos carnosus, 964 nucleotides. The record is from the annotation of a GenBank genome assembly. Lineage: Eukaryota; Metazoa; Rotifera; Eurotatoria; Philodinida; Philodinidae.